ACUUUCUCGUACAACAAACACUUUCAACAACCUUAUUUUCGUCCAAAUCCCAAACCACAAAAACACCGUCACUAUGUGUCCAACAGGAUCUUCCGUAUGGCCGGCAAGACCCCUCUCGGACCUCCGGUCCGCAUUCGAGAUCCUGGACGUCGACCACGACGGCAAAAUCAGCCACCAGGAUCUCAAAACCUCCUACACCGAUGCAGACGACGAUGUCAUCGGCUCGAUGAUAACGGUAGCCGAUUCGAACAACGACGGUUACGUUGAGUACGAGGAGUUCGAGAGCGUGUUGAAUAGUGAUGUUGCAGGUAACAACGGCGUGUUGGAAGAGGUGUUUAAGGCGAUGGAUGGAGACGGUGACGGGAAGGUAGGGUUUAGUGAUCUUAGGAGGUAUCUUGGGUGUGCUGGAUUUGAGGUUGAUGAUGAUGAGAUUAAGGCGAUGAUUAAGUUGGGUGGUGGAGAUGGGAAUAGAGAUGGAGUUACGUUUGAAGGGUUUGUGAAGAUACUUGCUGUUUGAUUGUUGAUGAUGAUAUUGAUGAAUAUAGAGACAAGUUAUAUGGUUUAUGUUUAUCGGUUAGACCGACUAUUUUCAUUGUUGUUGUUAUUAUACAUGUGAAAGUUAUUGGAAUUAUUCGAUGAAUUGAAAUCAUGAAUAAGUUUUUUGGA
Helianthus annuus (common sunflower) is the source of this 666-nucleotide messenger RNA. Its product is annotated as calcium-binding protein CP1. Gene Ontology annotation, molecular function: calcium ion binding. Bases 74 to 517 code for a protein of 147 amino acids. The transcript has a single exon. NCBI's taxonomy places the organism in Eukaryota, Viridiplantae, Streptophyta, Magnoliopsida, Asterales, Asteraceae. The record is from RefSeq and is a predicted model, not a curated record.